Messenger RNA from Penicillium paradoxum, 264 nucleotides. RefSeq lists its product as uncharacterized. Lineage: Eukaryota; Fungi; Ascomycota; Eurotiomycetes; Eurotiales; Aspergillaceae. The record is from RefSeq and is a predicted model, not a curated record. The transcript is spliced from 2 exons. The coding region runs from base 1 to 264 and encodes 87 amino acids.
AUGGCAUCCAAGUUGUAUGCUGGGAUCACGAGGCUGGAUCGGAGCUACGACGGGGCCAGCCCUGCUGCACAGGGUCUCGCGAUUUGCUACGGAGAGAAACGGCUUCUGUCUAAGACAUUGGCCACCUGCGUGGUUACAAGACAUCAAUUCCGCUCCAGCGGUGGUGGUAUACAGGCCUGGAUUCGAACCUACCAAGGGUCACCAAAGAAGGACGAAGCCCGCACGGACACCGAAGCAACCAUCUUUGACCAGGAUAUGGAAUGA